GGUGAAUCAGGGAAAAGCACAAUUGUCAAACAAAUGAAGAUUAUCCAUGAAGCUGGUUAUUCAGAAGAAGAAUGUAAACAGUACAAAGCUGUUGUCUACAGUAACACCAUUCAGUCCAUUAUUGCUAUCAUUAGAGCGAUGGGGAGGUUGAAGAUAGACUUUGGUGAUCCAGGCAGGGCUGAUGAUGCUCGCCAACUUUUUGUGUUAGCUGGAGCAGCAGAAGAAGGAUUUAUGACUUCAGAGCUUGCUGGAGUUAUCAAGAGACUGUGGAAAGACAGUGGAGUUCAAGCUUGCUUCAACAGAUCUAGAGAAUACCAGCUUAAUGACUCUGCUGCCUAUUACUUGAAUGACUUGGACAGGAUAGCACAAACCAGCUACAUUCCAACCCAACAGGAUGUUCUCAGGACUAGAGUGAAAACUACAGGAAUAGUGGAAACUCACUUUACUUUCAAAGAUCUUCAUUUUAAAAUGUUUGAUGUUGGAGGCCAGAGAUCAGAGCGGAAGAAGUGGAUUCAUUGUUUUGAGGGUGUUACAGCAAUUAUUUUUUGUGUGGCAUUGAGUGAUUAUGACUUGGUCUUGGCCGAAGAUGAGGAAAUGAAUCGGAUGCAUGAAAGCAUGAAAUUGUUUGACAGUAUCUGCAACAAUAAGUGGUUCACAGACACUUCUAUUAUUCUCUUCCUGAACAAGAAAGAUCUUUUUGAAGAAAAAAUCAAAAGGAGUCCUCUCACUAUUUGCUACCCUGAAUAUGCAGGGUCAAACACUUAUGAAGAAGCAGCUGCUUACAUUCAAUGUCAGUUUGAAGAUCUUAACAAGAGGAAAGACACGAAGGAAAUCUACACUCACUUCACAUGUGCCACGGACACGAAAAAUGUGCAGUUUGUUUUCGAUGCUGUAACUGAUGUCAUUAUUAAAAAUAACCUUAAAGACUGUGGCCUCUUCUGAGAGCAGACAAAAGGUUGCUAAAUGGUUUGGAGAACGACUUCGCACAAUUCUAAUCUGAUUCUUUUCAAGGUGAAAGAAAUGAAAAUACAUUGUGCUGAAUGAUAGAUCAGUACUGUACUUGCCUGUUUUAACAGCUUUAUUUAUGUUUGUCUUGUAAAUUUAAGUAAUUAGUUAACACUGAGAUGUCAGUUGAUUGUAUGUAUACUUAUAAUUGUAGUAAUGUAUUUGUAUAAACAUUGAA
Nestor notabilis (Kea) is the source of this 1183-nucleotide messenger RNA. RefSeq names its product guanine nucleotide binding protein (G protein), alpha inhibiting activity polypeptide 1 (gene GNAI1). NCBI's taxonomy places the organism in Eukaryota, Metazoa, Chordata, Aves, Psittaciformes, Psittacidae. Gene Ontology annotation, biological process: adenylate cyclase-modulating G protein-coupled receptor signaling pathway. The record is from RefSeq and is a predicted model, not a curated record. The coding region runs from base 34 to 942 and encodes 302 amino acids. Gene Ontology annotation, cellular component: heterotrimeric G-protein complex. The transcript has 8 exons. Gene Ontology annotation, molecular function: G-protein beta/gamma-subunit complex binding; GTP binding; GTPase activity.